This is a messenger RNA of Bombus impatiens (common eastern bumble bee), 1529 nucleotides long. RefSeq lists its product as uncharacterized. The record is from RefSeq and is a predicted model, not a curated record. The transcript is spliced from 4 exons. NCBI's taxonomy places the organism in Eukaryota, Metazoa, Arthropoda, Insecta, Hymenoptera, Apidae. The coding region runs from base 537 to 1259 and encodes 240 amino acids.
AGGACAAGAGAGGCGAAGUUUUACGUUCGUUAUCAUCGACGAUAUAACAAUUUGCAACAUCAUUCCGCUCCUUUUCCUGCCCCGUUUCGUUUCUGGUUUCUCUUGUUUUUUCCUAGAAGAUGGAUUUAUGUAAUAACGUAAAUAGGAAUCAACGUGCAGUAGCGAAAUAGAAAGAGAAAGAGGGAGAGAGGAAGAGAGAGAGAGAGAAAAGCAUUAAGCGUGAGCAAUAAUAGCAGCAUGGAUGAAAAGGGCGGUUAAAAAUCGGGGUUGCUCUUUCGAAGCAAGGAGAGUGCGCUGCGGAAGCACGUGGCGGGUAUAAGAAGAGCCGCGCGUAUCGUUACUAGUCACUGUACAUCUUAUUUUAGCGGAGCUCGCAAGUGUCGCGCGUACUGUACAAUAUAUUUGCAUAGAACUGAAAGGAACGGUGGUGAGACGAUUUUUCGCAAUCGUAACAUCCCAUUAAGUGAAGAAUUAGUUUUCGAAACAGAAACUGCGGAUAGGUUUCAACAGUGAAAUACGAUACCAGUGUAAGAGGCAUGUGGUUGAUGUUUGCUAUAGUUUCCCUUUUGAUACGCGCGAUUCUCGCAAAUUCAGAAAUCGACGAUAUAGUCCUACCGGACAUAAUGGACCUGGAAAACGAAAGCAACGAUAUACUAACCGAUAAUUAUACCGACAGACCUGGGAACGAUAUAUGGAAAGUGUGGAAAAAGACAUCGUUCGACCCUUGGAGUGGUAAACGAGCAAAAGAGUAUUCUCGAUCGAAAGUCGACUCACAAGGGAAACGAACGAAACUUACGCACGAUUGGUACGAUCGAGACACACCUACGAAUGAAUUUAGCAAUGUUAAAAGAAUAACAGAAAGCGUCGAAUGGACUCCUUUUAAUAGUUGGGGUGGAAAAAGAGCGGAGAAACUGAACAAUCGAGAUUCAGUUUUAGCAUUAACGAGAGAUCCUCAUAGCCUCCACCUGAUGGCAAAAGAUAAACUCAUUGCAGGAAGAAAACUUGGCGACGAAAAACUCUCGAUCGAAACGAAGAAUUGGUUAUCUUCUAUGUGUAACACCUGCGCCAAAAAACAUUGUGAAAUUGAGAAGAAAACGAAGCAAAACGAACAAUAUGAGAAACCCAGAGCGUGGGGUCCAUGGCAUGGGAAAAGAAGUUUAAAAACAUAUACCUUCCGUUUUGGAAAUGAGUACUUCACGGUACCGGCCGAUUCUAUAAAAGAUGAGAGGAACUUUUCUCCUUUCAGAAAACAUAAUUAAUCGCACACUGAUUAUUCUAUCCGAUUAGAUAAAUCCAUAGAACGUCAUAAAAUUUGUAAAGCAGUUUGGCGCGUUCGAUUCUAUUCUACUUUGUACAAUCGUGUAUCUUCUGUUUGGAACACAUUUAUCCGAACUAAUUGUGCAGGAGGUUGGGAAUAAAUAAGUUCUUUAAUAUCUGUAACAUUCGAAUUUUGGAUGCGAAAUAUGUCAAGUGGUGUAUGUACACAUAUGUAUUAUAUAGCAUUAUGAAUAAAUAUCUGUUUAAUCAGA